Messenger RNA from Tupaia belangeri chinensis (Chinese tree shrew), 2054 nucleotides. It is a transcript of the gene CHST1, whose product is annotated as carbohydrate sulfotransferase 1. The record is from RefSeq and is a predicted model, not a curated record. Gene Ontology annotation, cellular component: Golgi membrane. Gene Ontology annotation, molecular function: N-acetylglucosamine 6-O-sulfotransferase activity; keratan sulfotransferase activity. NCBI's taxonomy places the organism in Eukaryota, Metazoa, Chordata, Mammalia, Scandentia, Tupaiidae. Gene Ontology annotation, biological process: keratan sulfate proteoglycan metabolic process; N-acetylglucosamine metabolic process; carbohydrate metabolic process.
GCCCCAUGAAGGUGCCCAGCCAUGCAAUGUUCCUGGAAGGCCGUCCUCCUCCUCGCCCUGGCCUCCAUCGCCAUCCAGUACACGGCCAUCCGCACCUUCACCGCCAAGUCCUUCCACACCUGCCCGGGCCUGGCGGAGGCGGGGCUGGCCGAGCGGCUCUGCGAGGAGGGCCCCACCUUCGCCUAUAACCUCUCCCGCAAGACCCACAUCCUCAUCCUGGCCACCACGCGCAGCGGCUCCUCUUUCGUGGGCCAGCUCUUCAACCAGCACCUGGACGUCUUCUACCUGUUCGAGCCCCUCUACCACGUGCAGAACACGCUCAUCCCGCGCUUCACCCAGGGCAAGAGCCCGGCCGACCGGCGGGUGAUGCUGGGCGCCAGCCGCGACCUCCUGCGCAGCCUCUACGACUGCGACCUCUACUUCCUGGAGAACUACAUCAAGCCGCCCCCGGUCAACCACACCACCGACAGGAUUUUCCGCCGAGGGGCCAGCAGGGUGCUCUGCUCCCGCCCGGUGUGCGACCCCCCGGGAUCCGCGGACCUGGUCCUGGAGGAGGGGGACUGUGUGCGCAAGUGUGGGACCCUGAGGGUGCCCGCCGAGGCCUGCCGCGAGCGCAGCCACGUGGCCAUCAAGACGGUGCGGGUGCCCGAGGUGAAUGACCUGCGGGCUCUGGUCGAAGACCCCCGGUUAAACCUCAAGGUCAUCCAGCUGGUCCGAGACCCGCGGGGCAUCCUGGCCUCUCGCAGCGAGACGUUCCGCGACACGUACCGGCUCUGGCGGCUCUGGUACGGCACGGGCCGGAAGCCCUACAACCUGGACGUGACGCAGCUGACCACCGUGUGCGAGGACUUCUCCAACUCCGUGUCCACCGGCCUCACGCGGCCGCCCUGGCUCAAGGGCAAGUACAUGCUGGUGCGCUACGAGGACCUGGCCCGGAACCCCAUGAAGAAGACCGAGGAGAUCUACGGGUUCCUGGGCAUCCCCCUGGACGGCCACGUGGCCCGCUGGAUCCAGAACAACACGCGCGGCGACCCCGCCUCGGGCCGGCACAAGUACGGCACGGUGCGCAACUCGGCCGCCACCGCCGAGAAGUGGCGCUUCCGCCUUUCCUACGACAUCGUGGCCUUUGCGCAGAACGCCUGCCAGCAGGUGCUGGCGCAGCUGGGCUACAAGAUGGCCAGCUCGGAGGAGGAGCUGAAGAACCCCGCCAUCAGCCUGGUGGAGGAGCGGGACUUCCGCCCGUUCUCGUGACGGGGCGCCGUGGGUGGGGGCGGGGGCGCUGGGGUCGGUUUUGAUAAAACGGACCGUUUUUAACUGUUGCCUUAUUCCCCCUCCCUCUCCCACCCUGUCUUCGUGUCCCUCGCGCCCCCUGCCCACCCCGCUCCCUUCUGCCUCUUUUUGUCUCUGAAAUUUGCACUACGUCUUGGACGGGAAUCACUGGGGCAGAGGGCGCGGGAAGUGGGGUCCGCCCCCUCCCCACCCCCUUCAGACACGCGGUUGUUGGGUCUCUACGUGGACGGUGACAAUGUUUACAAGCACCACACUCACACAUGCACACACACGCGGGCGGGCACCCAGGAGGAGGGGCGGCAGAGGCGCGCACCUGGCCAGCUGUUCGAGGCCGGGCGCCGGCGCUGCGCCGUGUGGCAUCUGCAGGGUGAGGGUGACGGAGCAGCACCUCUCUCUAACUUAUGAAUCAUGUCCAUUCCUCCCCUCCCUUCCCUGGUCCUGCCCCUCGCCCAGCACCCCCUUAGAGCAGAGAAACUGCCCCUCCUGCCCCUUGCCUGUCGGUGAGCAGGUUUUUACUGUGAGGUGAACGUGGCCCUGUUUCUUUUCUCCGUCUGUGGCGAUGCUGUCUGUCUGUCUGAGUCUUGUGGCUGACCCUGGACCAGUGAUGUCUGAGGAAUCUUAGGGGUUUCUAAUUGAUCUUGGGGUCCAUCUGUGAUAAUUUCUUUGUGCCAAAAAGAAAAAAAAAAAAAAGAGUGAGUCAGUUUGCUAAAUGAUCAUUGAAAUGCUUUAUCUGUGUUUUCUGUAAAUAAAGGGGUGCAAUAAUA